Messenger RNA from Penicillium pulvis, 1329 nucleotides. Its product is annotated as peroxidase family protein. Gene Ontology annotation, molecular function: peroxidase activity. The record is from RefSeq and is a predicted model, not a curated record. Lineage: Eukaryota; Fungi; Ascomycota; Eurotiomycetes; Eurotiales; Aspergillaceae. The transcript is spliced from 7 exons. Bases 1 to 1329 code for a protein of 442 amino acids.
AUGCAUUUCUUUGGUGCAAGGCAGUUACUCUGCUCAUUGUCACUCUCUACUCUUGUAUUCGGUUUCCCGGAUUUAGGAAGCCACGGCGACCAAGUCCAUAGAAGCCUGCACAAGCGCUGUCCUUUUUCCGGUGAUGAGCCUCAGCCCAAGGUGCAGCAUGACAAGCGAUUCCUUUUCUCGACUAUGGACUCGCCUGUGGACAUCACUGGAGAGCAUGCAUUCCACCCUCCCGAUUUUGAAAACGGUGACCAGCGCGGUCCCUGUCCUGGACUUAAUGCUCUGGCAAAUCACGGGUACAUCCCACGGAAGGGUGUAGUAUCGUUUGGAAAUGUCAUCACUGCGAUCAAUGAAGUCUAUGGCAUGGGUGUUGACUUAGCAACUGUCCUUGCAAUCAUGGGCACUGUCUGGACUGGUGACGCAAUCUCCCUGGACCCCAGCUUCUCCAUUGGAGGUGUCGAUCCCGGUGUCAACAAUUUACUUGAUAACCUUGGAGGUAUCUUGGGCACACCUCUCGGUCUCGAUGGCUCCCACAACUUCAUCGAAGCGGAUUCCUCCAAUACUCGUGACGACCUUUACGUCACCGGAAACAACCACAAGCUGAACAUGGACAAGUUCAUGUCUUGGUACGACAUGGCAAGCAACGGCACCUUCGAUAUGGAUCUCAUGGCCAAGCGUGCAGCGAUCCGGUUUGACGAGAGCGUCCAAACCAACCCCAACUUCUACUAUGGGCCUGUCACCGGCCUUAUUGCUCGUAAUGCGGGUUAUAUAUUCUCUGCGCGGAUGUUCCGAAACCAUUCUCGCGAGAAUCCCGAGGGUGUUUUGACCAAAAGCCAUAUCCGCAACUUCUACGGCAUCUACGGUGAAGAAGGCAAUCUGACAUACCGUGAAGGAUGGGAGAGGAUCCCUGAAAACUGGUACAAGACUCCUGUUGACUAUGGCCUUAUCCAACUCAAUCUGGAUACUAUUGACUGGAUCUUGAAAUACCCCCAACUCGGAAGCAUUGGAGGAAACACUGGCACCGUUAACAGCUUCACUGGUAUUGACCCAGCUGACCUAACGGGUGGUGUUCUCAAUCUGACAACACUCUUGGAGGGUAACAACUUGCUGUGCUUCGUAUUUGAAGUGCUCAAAUUUGGUAGUCCCAAUGCGCUUGAUGGUUUAUAUAAGACCAUUGCCGAGCCGCUGGAGUGGGUGACUAAUCUACUUGCUGUUCCCUUGCUUAACCUUACUUGCCCGGCAUUUGAGGACCUUCAGAUUGGUGGCAAGCCUUUCUGGGAGGCGCUUCAAAAUGAUUUCCCCGGUGCUCUGAAGAGUGGCAGUGCUUUUUAG